Chara braunii is the source of this 2911-nucleotide messenger RNA. NCBI's taxonomy places the organism in Eukaryota, Viridiplantae, Streptophyta, Charophyceae, Charales, Characeae. The record is from the annotation of a GenBank genome assembly.
GUGCGACGACAAUAAGUAAGCGGUCACCCACCAUUUGGGACGAGACGCAACACUUCCGUCGACGCCGCGGUCGCUGGGAAGUGUAGUGACUGUUAGUAUAGCGAUGAGUCAGGGGUUGAAGCAAUUGGCGGGAUUGAGAUCGUGUUUGUCAAGGGGUGUUGGGGCUAGUGGCAGGAGUAGCAGCAAAACGGUGAGUAGGAGCCGGUGGUUGGGAGGAAGAGGAGGAGGAGAGGAGGAGGAGGAGGUAGGUCCGAGGUCGCCGCCGUGGCAAUUGCUGGGAGGUGGGGGUCAUCAUUGGGGUUGGCGAGGCCGUCGUGCGGCACUUUGCGCUGUGCUUGGGGUCGGAGCACGUGGAGCGGGCGGCUCGGAACACGUGGCACGGUGCUGUGUACACGUGGCAUGCCCGCUGGCGCGUACGGCGGGAGCGGCUGAGAAGGACGAAAGAGUGGAUAGUGCGAAGGACUGCAGGGGGAGAAUGGAUGUGCAAGAGCAAGCGCAAGCGAUGCCUGCAGGGGAGGGCGGCGAGGGGCCGGUGAAAGGACCGGCCAGUGUUUCCAAUGGACCAUCUUCUUGUCAGAUUGACCUUUCUUCUAGUACAGCUGCUCCUGCAGCAAAAGUCAAAUUCUCCUACGAUGGGUUCCACGUGUUGCGCGAGGGAGAUGCUGAAAUACUCCAGCGAGGCAACGAUGUCUUCUACAACAAAGCGCAGAUUGUCAAUCGAGAUUUGUCAAUUGCAGUAUUGCGCUCAUUCGUCGAUUUCAGAAAGCAGGAGUUGAAUGAUAAGACAUACCGAAAGCCCAAGGGAGGCCACGGGAGUGCACUCCUUCCAGAAAAGAAGGAUGGGAAAGAUGAAGUCCGUGGUAAUGCAGGGCCUUUGCCGGAGCAGCCGAGUGAAGAAGUGCCAGGUGAGCAGAGGGCGGAUAAAACAGUUGGAGAUUCAGCAGCAGAACCUUGUAAAGAGGACUUAGGGGAUAAGGCUGCAGAUGACAAGUCCACAAAGAUCACAGGUGAUAGCGGAGACGGAAAAACAGAGAAUGAGACAAUAGAGAAGACAGGGGAAGUGACGGAAGUGGGUAUACCAGGAGUUCGAAUUUUGGAGGCUCUUGCCGCAUCUGGUCUUCGAGCAAUUCGGUAUACAAGGGAAGUUGAGGGAGUUGCAUCAGUUGUUGCUAUUGAUAAUGACAAAGUGGCUGUAGAGGCAUGCCAGCGUAACGUUCAGUUCAAUGGGGCACCAGCUUCAAAUGUGGAGGUUUUGGAGGGUGAUUGCCGCUUGUAUAUGCUGACGCAGGAAAAGAAGUUUGAUGUUGUAGACCUAGACCCUUAUGGAUCCCCCUCCGUUUUCCUAGAUUCAGCGGUGCAGGCGGUAUGUGAUGGCGGUCUUCUCAUGUGCACUGCCACUGAUAUGGCUGUCCUUUGCGGGAAUAGUGGCGAGGUCUGCUAUGGCAAAUAUGGCGCUUUUCCAGUCAGGGCCAAGUACUGCCACGAGAUGGCCCUUCGCAUUUUGCUUGCUUCAAUUGAGAGUCAUGCCAAUCGAUAUAAGAGAUACAUUGUACCAUUGAUUUCCAUCUCUGUUGAUUUUUACGUCCGUGUUUUUGUACGAAUUUACACGUCUCCCCACACUGUAAAAUCUACCCCGAGUAAACUGUCUUAUAUAUACCAAUGCGUUGGUUGUGACUCUUACCACCUUCAGCCUGUGGGGAGGGUUAUCCAGAAGGGAAACAGUACCCGGUACAUGCCUGGAUCUGGGCCAGCAGUUCAGCAAGCAUGUGAGCAUUGCGGCAAACACUUCAAUAUGGGAGGGCCUAUAUGGUCGGCACCCAUUCAUAACAUGCCAUGGGUCAAUAGCACCCUAUCGCGAUUAUGUGCCAUGAAGCGCAGAUAUCCUGCAUUCGAAAAGGUCCAUAGCAUCUUGACUACCGUAGCAGAGGAGCUUGAGGACUGCCCACUGUACCUGAGCUUGCAUUCAAUAUGUGGCACCUUGAAGUGCACCCCGCCAUCUGGGGCCAUGUUCCGGUCAGCUAUUGUGAACGCGGGGUACCGAAUCUCGAACACGCAUGCAAAUCCACUCGGGCUCAAGACAGACGCUCCGUUUGACGUAAUUUGGGAUAUCAUGAGAUGCUGGGUCAAGUCACACCCCGUGAAACCGCAGGCUGAAGAGACACCUGGGACUCUGAUUUUGAAAAAGGAGCCGGCCUUACAGGCAAAUUUUGCGAGAGUCCAUUCUGCGUUGAGUCGAGCACAGGUGAGCGGCGUCCCUAGAUAUCUGCCGAAUCCUGAGCCUCAGUGGGGUCCGAAACCGCGCGCUGGACGGACUCUGGGACCGAAGCAUAUGGCGUCCCACAGGCCUCCAGAGGGGCAAUCGAUGGCAAAGAAGGCAGAGCGUGAAGGUGAGCACGAGCAUGAAGAGAAUGGUGAACAAGGAAGAGAGUGCAAGAGAGUGCGCUUAGGAACAGAAGAGGCUUUCGGCGAGUGAAAGGCGAUCCGUGGACGCGGGAGGAGAAUGGCCAGCAAGAAACAGAGAGCAACGGCGUGUGCUCAUGACGAGAAGAGGGGUCCGGGGAAUAAAAGGCGACCCAGCGAACGAGAGUAGAACUACUAGCAACAGGAAGAGAGAGCAAGAGUGCGUGCUCGCGAACAGAAAAAAAGAGGCGUCUGGUGUGUAUGUAAGAGGUGAGAGCAUGAGCAGAGGAGAACGACCGACAAAAAGAGAGAGCAAGAGGUACAAAUUAGGGAACAACAGAAAUUUUCAGUGAGAGCCUUAGAGAUGGCACCGCCGGCUGUGGUUAAAGGCCAGCAAUGGUUGACCUUCAAGCGCCGGAGAUGGACGCAUUUUGCGAAUGUGUUAAGUCCAGCAAAUGUGGAAUCGAGGAAUUUUCUUUCUGAUUCGGUUGUCCCUUUGCCUGAUUUGUCC